AUGUCACCAUAUGAAAUGUUGUAUGGAAGAAAGUGUCGAUCUCCAAUUUGUUGGGGAGAAGUGGGUCAAAGAGAAAUAGGUGGUACGGAAGUGGUUUUAAAAACCAUUGAGAAGAUAGAUGUAAUAAAGGAAAGAUUGAAAGCGAUUCAAGAUCAGCAAAAGUCUUAUGCGGAUAAAAGGAGAAGACCGAUUGAGUUUAAUGUGAGUGACCGUGUUUUGUUGAAAGUCUCUCCAUGGAAAGGUGUUUUACGAAUUUUAGCUAAAGUUGGCAAGGUUGCAUACCGCUUGGAGUUACCGGAUGACCUUUCGGGAAUAUAUCCUACGUUUCAUGUGUCCUAUCUUAGAAAGUGCCUCGCCGACGAAUCUACUUAUGUGCCUUUGAAUGAAAUCAAGGUCGAUAAAAAGUUGAACUACAUUGAGGAGCCUAUUGCCAUUGUAGAAGAAGAGCUUAGAAGAGUACAAAAUAAAACGGUUGAAGCUUGUUUAUGCAUAAUCGUUUUAGCGUUAUUGUUCAAGUUGCGGAGGAGGCGGUUCCGGAAGAAGGAACUAGUUGAAUUAUUAGAAGCUUGA
Erigeron canadensis is the source of this 570-nucleotide messenger RNA. RefSeq lists its product as uncharacterized. The record is from RefSeq and is a predicted model, not a curated record. Bases 1 to 570 code for a protein of 189 amino acids. Lineage: Eukaryota; Viridiplantae; Streptophyta; Magnoliopsida; Asterales; Asteraceae. The transcript is spliced from 4 exons.